CUUAAUAGUAAUUGAAUAUUUUUAUUUUAUUUAAUAAAUAAAUCUUUAUUUUUGACCUUGAAUUUCGGUUACCAGUAAUAGAACAUAGUUGACCGCUAAUAGUUCGAUAAACAUAUCGAAAAACACUUUAUACGAUACAUUCUUAGCAAGAAACAGUUUAUAUUUGUCGUUUUAAAAUUUAAAAUGUUUAUGUUUAUAUACAUAUAUAUAAGGUUACUUCAUUUAAAAAGGAGUACAUUUCAAACGCGUGAUAUUAGUUACCGAUUAUCUUGUGAACUGUCCUUAUACUUUUUCUCCAAGAAGUGCAAAGAAAGAAAAAAGCAGGGUAGUAGUCUGUGGUAAGUAAGUGGUAAGUAUUUUAUAAGACUUGUAUUUUUUUUAAAUUAGUUUAUUAUACAUACAUAAUUUGAACUAUACAAUUUUCACUAAAAGAUAUAAUAAUCUACGAAUGAUGAAACUUUACAGUUAACUUCGAAUAUAAACAUAUAAACUUUUAAAUUACUUAUUUUUGUAUUAGAUAUGUACAAGACAUAUCAAACAGGUGGAAAUUUUAGUUUAUUAGACAUAAAUGCUCUCCCUGACGAAGAAUUUGAAUGGCUUUUUGGCAAUGUUAUUGAAAAGAAUCAAGCGAUUGCAGAAUAUGUAGCACAGAGAAGACCAUUUAGAACAGUUCAAGAUCUCAAAGAUUGUUUUUAUGAUUAUUUAUUUGAGAUGAAUAGUAUUGGUAAAAACAACACAUACUUCAUGUUAAUUGUGUUAUUCAUUUUUAGAAAAAAUAAGUGUAGUGCUCAGAUAUCCAGAUUUCCUAGAAAACUUGAAUUAAUAAUUUCACUGCAAAUAAAGGAUUAUAAAACUUACGUUUAUAUGUGUUACUUCAGAUACAAGCUAAAAUUUGCUAUACCUUUUGUAAUACAUUUACAACGAGGAAAUAAGGUGGAAACAAUUCUUGCAGCAAUGGAAGAACGUUUGACACACGCAACAGCUCACGAAUUAAAUGUUACAAUGGAAGAAAUUUGCAAAAUAUGUAGUAAAAGAAUAGAUUCGCUUGUAUGGCCGGAUGUAUAACGAAAUUUAUCUUUAAGUAAAUUCAAUGCUAUUUGUAAAUUCAC
Molecule: messenger RNA, 1109 nt
Organism: Frieseomelitta varia
Lineage: Eukaryota; Metazoa; Arthropoda; Insecta; Hymenoptera; Apidae
Product: 2-oxo-4-hydroxy-4-carboxy-5-ureidoimidazoline decarboxylase-like
Exons: 3
Coding region: 520-1065 (181 amino acids)
Molecular function (GO): carboxy-lyase activity
Source: RefSeq, a predicted model, not a curated record